Plasmodium cynomolgi strain B is the source of this 423-nucleotide messenger RNA. RefSeq lists its product as hypothetical. NCBI's taxonomy places the organism in Eukaryota, Apicomplexa, Aconoidasida, Haemosporida, Plasmodiidae. The record is from RefSeq and is a predicted model, not a curated record. Bases 1 to 423 code for a protein of 140 amino acids. The transcript has a single exon.
AUGAACCCGAGCAGCAACGAAAAGAAGAGAAACCUGACCACGUACGCAGAGGAGAAUGACUACGAUAUGUCCCUGGCCGGUGCAGCGGCGAAUGUGGGAGCGGCGAACGUGGGAUCGGUUAGCGCCGCUUCGCCCAACGUUGCCACCCCCCCCGCGGUGACCAUGCACAACCCGUACUUCUACCCGGGGGCGAUAAUCCCGCAGUACCCCUUCAACACCCCCAUGUAUCAGCAGCCCAUGAGCUAUAACCACAUGAUGCCUUACUGCGACUACGGAUACGUGAACAAGCGGUCUAUGAAGAAGAAGAAAAAUUAUCACCACUAUUCGAGGCAGCAAAACAGCGGGCUGUCUAUCCUGAAGGAGGCGCUGGUGGACCCCUGGGCCCAGCAGUACGCCAAGUACCCGAACAUCAUUUUUGAUUGA